This is a messenger RNA of Spirodela intermedia, 2011 nucleotides long. NCBI's taxonomy places the organism in Eukaryota, Viridiplantae, Streptophyta, Magnoliopsida, Alismatales, Araceae. The record is from the annotation of a GenBank genome assembly.
AUGCUGGGGGAAUUCGUCAAUUCAAUCCUGGUGUAAGUCUCUGCUCCUCUUCUAAAUUUGUCGCACACGGCGUCCAUCUUCGGCAUCUUUCCGUUCGCUGCCAUGGCUGAUCUGACGGAUCGAACGCCAUACCCUUGUUUCCUCCUCUCCGCUCGCAGGCUUCUGCUAGGGUACGCAUAUCCGGCGUUCGAAUGCUUCAGGACUAUCGAGAAGGACAGGCCGCAGAUCGAGCUGUUCCGGUUCUGGUGUCAAUACUGGUGCGCCUUCUCCGAUCUCCCUCUCAACCCUAUGAUUCUUCCCCACGAAUUCCGGGAUCCAUCCUUCCGCGAACAGACGAAGAAAUUCACCGCAACUGAAAACUAAAACCUAGUUUUCAGAAGAAGAAAUAACAAAAUAGGGAAUUCCGAGAGAUAAAACGGACAAACAUACAGGUGUAGGUCGAUUCUCUGUCGGAUUUUCCUGUUUAGAACAACUGCGACAGAAGGCCGAAACUCCUUUGCUUUGACUUCUCAACGAUAAACUCUGCAUUUAAAGUCAACGAAUUGACGAACCAUGAUUGCAGGAUUAUAAUAGGGCUGUUGACUGCGGUGGAGAAAUUCGGUGAUCUGUUCGUCUCGUGGUAAUUUUUUCAUACCUUUUUUCCCCCCUCUCGCGAUUGAUCGUAGCUUCGCGACAUCUUCUGGUUUGUACGUUUUCAUUGAUUCAAAAAUACAUCGACAGGUUGCCGCUGUACGGUGAAGCAAAGCUCGCCUUCAUCAUCUUUCUUUGGCACCCAAGGACUCAGGUACAAACCCUUCACUAAUAGAUGACUUUGCUGUUGAGCCAACAUACAUAGCUUCAUAUUGUUCGAGCCAAGUCAACGGCUGUAGUCUCCGAAUGAAGAGUGUUAGUGUGUCAGGUUACCAAACUCCUAGCUUUGACACGAUACAAGAUGCUUAGAUGGGGUGACAUGUUGACUUUUGCUGACAAAUAUUUAUAACUGAGUCAACCAUGUUUGUGUUUGAAAUAGGAGAAUCAAUGGAUUGGGUGGGAGGGCCAGAUAAAUUACCAAAUACACGAGCUUUGAAAGGCAACAAGUUGACUAAAAAUAGUUUUUAGUUGAUCAGAAGUUGGGUCUAGAAAUGGGUAAGGUAGGAGGCCUGGAACUUUCCCCAACAAACAAUCUUGAAAUCGCAGCAUAGUUGACUUUUGUUGAAAACCCACCGAUUUGUUUUUCAAGUCACCCAAGAAUAAGGAAUCUCGAAGCUCGCGGGGGGAGAGUUAUUCGGUCAAAGUCAACCAUCACUGUUUCCAAGUCUCACGAUGAAAUAUGGGGCUGUGUCUUGUGAUCUGAUGAUGGCAGGGGGCGUGGUACGUGUACAACAAGUUCGUGUACCCUUUCCUGGCCAUGCACGAGGCCGGCAUCAACGGGAAGCUGAUGGAGAUCAGUCUCAGGUCCGGGGAGUGGCUCAUGUUCUACAUCAGGAACUUCACCGACAAGGGCCAGUCCAUCGCUGUCGAACUCCUCCAGUAUAUCCUCAGACAAGCCUCCGGCCGAGCUCCUCAUCCUGCCCCUCACACGCCGCCUCCCCCGCCGCCGGCCACCGGACCCGGGGGCUACGGUCCUCCGCCCCCGGCAGCCGGACCCGGGGGUUACAGGCCUCCACCUCCGGCAGCCGGACCCGGGGGGGGGUACGGGCUUCCGCCGGCGGCAGUAGGACCCGGGGGGUACGGGUACGGGCUUCCACAGCAGGCGGCCGCCGGAGACGGAAGGUACGGGUACGGGCCUCCGCAGCCGGCGGCCGCCGGAGACGGAGGAUACGGGUACGGGCUUCCGCAGCCGGCGGCCGCCGGAGCCGGCGGGUAUUGGGCAUCGCCGUCGGCGCCGCCGCAGCGCAGCCAGGAGCCUCCCGGGAUCAGGCACCGCCAGAGCCACCACGACCGCGAGGAGAAGCUGAAUGGAAUCGCGGAGAUCGAGCGGGUCAUGCAAGAUAUGAAGGCCGCCGCCGGCGACCCUGGGCGGCAGGACUGA